Bacidia gigantensis is the source of this 462-nucleotide messenger RNA. RefSeq lists its product as uncharacterized. The record is from RefSeq and is a predicted model, not a curated record. NCBI's taxonomy places the organism in Eukaryota, Fungi, Ascomycota, Lecanoromycetes, Lecanorales, Ramalinaceae. The transcript has a single exon. Bases 1 to 462 code for a protein of 153 amino acids.
AUGAGCAAGCUGCAUGUCGAAAUCGAAUUUCACCGCUUCCCGCAAAUCACUAAUAACACCGUGAACGACAUCUCCAUGCCGAAAUGGAAAUCCAUCUGCAAAGCCAUCGCUAAUCUCCCCAGCCUCACCGAUCUCGAAAUGACACUUCUCCAGAAAUUCUUCGGUGUGGAGGUCAAAGGCGCCGGGGAGGCUUCGGAGCUCAUGGUUGGUGUACUGCUGCCUUUGAAGCAGAUUCGUCCAAAAGGCGGGAGGGAAAGGUAUCAAGUGAGGCUCGGAUGGCGGUUGGAUGAGGACGCAAGGAAGGGGUUGGGGGAGUGUCCGUUCCGGAUUGUGAAGCUCAGGGAGGAGCGGCGGCGGCAUGUGACUCCAACAACACUUGAGGAUCUGAUCGAUGAGGGUGGUGGGCAGUUUGAUGCAUCUUUAGGAGACUUUCCCGUCCUCGGCGAGCAGCAGCUCGUUUGA